Rhodotorula graminis WP1 is the source of this 1764-nucleotide messenger RNA. RefSeq lists its product as uncharacterized. Lineage: Eukaryota; Fungi; Basidiomycota; Microbotryomycetes; Sporidiobolales; Sporidiobolaceae. The annotation marks the transcript as partial. The transcript has 7 exons. Gene Ontology annotation, biological process: proteolysis. The record is from RefSeq and is a predicted model, not a curated record. Gene Ontology annotation, molecular function: serine-type endopeptidase activity.
AAGCACUCGGCCGACGAGGCCUACCUCGCCUUCAGCGCCUCGGUCUACCCGGACGGCGACGUGUACGCCGUCAAGAAGCACGACGACGAGCAGGAGCGCAAGGCGGCCGGGUCCGACAUCAAGGUCUACGACGAGCUCCUCGUCCGCCACUGGGACGAGUGGACGCCGACCGCCGGCCAGAAGAAGCAGGUUAACUACGUCCGCCUCCACGGCGAGGCGAGCGCGUCGUCGUCGUCGGGCCCUAAGAUCUACAGCCCGCUCGCCGGCACCAAGCUCGAGUGCCCCGUCGGCCCGUUCGGCGGCGCGUCCGACUUCUCGUUCUCGGCAACGCACCUCCUCUUCCACGCCAAGGAUCCGCACGUCAACCCGGCGUGGCACACGCGCACCCAGGUGUACCUCGUGCCGCUCGACCCGCGCUCGGGCGCCGACGCCAAGCCGCGCGCCAUCACGGUCGGCACCCAGGGCGCCUGCUCGUCGCCUGUCCUGUCGCCCGACGGCAAGCGCGCCGCGUGGCUCGAGAUGCGCGAGGACGGCUACGAGGCCGACCGCAACCGCGUCGUCGUGUACGAGAUCGAGUCGAGCUCGAGGUGGGGCGCGACCGAGGAGUGGGACCGCUCGCCGAGCAGCAUCGUGUGGGCGCCGAGCGGCGACAAGCUGUUCCUCACGUGCGAGGACCAGGCGCACGUCAAGGUGUUCCAGCUCGACGUUCCCGUCUCGACCGGCGGCGACGACAAGGCGACGAGCAAGAAGGCCGAGCCUGUCGCGCUCACGAACGCGCACACGGCGUCGGCGGUCCACCCUCUCGCCGACAACGCCCUCCUCCUGACGUGGAACAGCCUGUCGGGCCCGAACCAGCUGUCGCUCGUCGGCGUCAAGGCGCCGCACGGCGACGACCCCAAGCCGCACGUCGCGCUCACGCCGCUCGCGUCGCUCACCAAGGACCUCAAGCAGCGCAAGGCGCUCUCUCCCGGCGAGGAGUUCUGGUUCGCCGGCGACAAGGGCGUCCAGGUCCACGGCUGGAUCUCGUUCCCGCCCGAGGCCGCCAAGGGCAAGAAGUGGCCCGUCGUGAGCCUGUUCCACGGCGGCCCGCAGAGCGCGUGGACCGACUCGUGGUCGACCCGGUGGAACCCGAACGCGUGGAACGGCGCCGGCUACAUCACCGUCGGCAUCAACCGCACGGGCUCGACCGGCUUCGGACAGAAGUUCUGCGACGACAUCAAGGAGGACUGGGGCGGCGCGCCUUUCCGCGACAUCGUCGCCGGCAUGCAGUUCGUCAAGGACGCCUACCCCGAGAUCGACGCCGAGCGCAUGGCCGGGUGCGGCGCGUCGUACGGCGGCUUCAUGUCGCUCUUCGUCCAGGGCCACAACGACGUCCUCGGCUUCAAGGCCUUGGUCUGCCACGACGGCGUCUUCAACACGCAGAACACGUACUACACGACCGACGAGCUCUACUUCCCGCAGCGCGAGUUUGGCGGCGCGCCCUGGGAGGUGCCCGAGAACUACGCCCGCUUCAGCCCCCACAACUUCAUCAAGCACUGGAAGACGCCGCAGCUCAUUAUCCAUGGCUCGAAGGACUACCGCCUCGUCGAGGGCGAGGGCCUGUCGGCGUUCAACACCCUGCAGCGCCUCGGCGUCCCGUCUCGCCUGCUCAUCUUCCCGUCCGAGAACCAUUGGGUCCUGCGCGCGCAAAACUCGCUCAAGUGGAGCGAGGAGGUCUUCCGGUGGCUCGACGAGUGGUGCGGAGGAGAGCAGGCGGCGAAGUAG